AUGGAGGAAGAAAAGAUCAUGACCAGCGUGGCGGAACUGUAUACGUCGCCACAUGGAUUGAAUGCCAUUGCGAAAGACAUUGGAUUGGGCUUGGAGAUCCUCACCCCUCGCAAGAAGGUGAGCAUCAUGAUCAUCGGGAACCACAGCGCCGGCAAAUCGUCGUUCAUCAACUGGUACGUCGGGGAAGACAUUCAACGCACGGGCGUGGCGAUUGAAACCCAGGGUUUCACGCUUAUCACGAGUGGUACCAAACGGACGUUGGCGCCGAUCAAGGGCGAGUCCACGCUGAUGCUGUACCCGCACUUGACGCCACUGUCCAAGCAGUUCGGCAAAUCGCUCGUGGAGAACCUCGUGACGCACGUGAGCACGUCCACAGCUCGUCAUUUCAAGGUCGUCGACUUUUGCGACACUCCCGGUCUUGUGGACGGGGACAUCUCGUACCCGUUCGACGUGAACGCGGCGAUCGUGGCCAUGGCCGCGCACGCCGACUUGAUCUUUGUGUUUCUCGACCCCAUGGGCCAAGCGCUGUGCAGCCGCACGAUGCAAGUGGUGAAAGCUCUCAACCAGAACGGCCAGUACGCGGACAAGAUGAAGUACUACUUGACCAAGGCCGACACUGUCACAGAUUCAAAGGAAAUGAUGAAACUUAUGGUGCAAAUCACGCAAAACAUCAAGGCAAACAUUCAAAACCAGCACGGCCUCGAGAUCCCUUCGAUCUGGAUCACCAAGUCUCGCCCAACCAACUCGCACCUCAUGCCAUCCACGUCUUCGACGACGUCUUCCCCUCAGUCCCCGUCGAUGGACAGCCUCAACCAAAUCGACGCCGUCUGCGAAAGCAUCGAAAAAGCCAUCCACCAAAAGGUCCAGGACAACCUCAGCCAAGUCGAGCGCGACUGCCAAGCUAUCCGCACCGCCAUCCGACGACGGUUGCUCACAGACGAACUCCAACGAGCGGCGAAACGGUCCAGACAUGUUGUGGCCAUGGGAUUUGCGCUCACGGCGUGGGUCCUUCCCCUCGUCACGUUUGUCAUUUUGGUGGGCGAGUACAAGAAGGCGUUGCCGAGCGCGAUUUUGGAUGCGGAUGUAGUCAUGUCGUUCGUCGACGCGACGCACGACACGCUUCGACCGAUGGUGCUGGCGGACGGACCGCUGGGACUGCUAAGUACGCUCAAGUUGGUCGGAGGGUCCUGUGUGUUGUUUGUGCUGUUGAACGCUGUCGCAGAGUUUAUCAAGACACGGAUGAAGCGAUUCGACACGCAAAGCAACGACGUGGUCGCGCGAUGGAAGAGCUACGACCACGUGUUGGACGACGUGCUGGAGCGCCGGUUGGAGUUGUUCAAGGAAUACGUGCGGACGUACACCAGUGCCGACAAUAUAUAA
Molecule: messenger RNA, 1380 nt
Organism: Aphanomyces astaci
Lineage: Eukaryota; Oomycota; Saprolegniomycetes; Saprolegniales; Verrucalvaceae
Exons: 7
Coding region: 1-1380 (459 amino acids)
Biological process (GO): ribosomal small subunit assembly
Molecular function (GO): rRNA binding; GTP binding; ribosomal small subunit binding
Source: RefSeq, a predicted model, not a curated record